GAGGGGCCCGAGCGGCUGCCGAGCUAGAGCCGGAGCGGGGCGCGGGCGGCUGCGGUCCCGGUGGCGGCGGGGGAAGAUGGUGGCGCUGGAGGCGGGAGCGGCUGGAGAGCAGCUUUAUUCCCAGGCUUGGCACGGUCGCUGUCACUAGCGCCGCCUGCUCCCGCGGGCCCGCGGACCCAGCUGUCAGGCAAGCCCCCGUGGAGCAAAAUGAGAGCACAGUGAGCCAGCUCAGCCUCUCCCCAGUCAUCCCCGGCCCCCGACGCCCACCAUGAACCACUUGGAGGGCUCCGCGGAGGUGGAGGUGCCCGACGAGGCGCCAGGAGGGGAGGUGAACGAGUCCGUGGAGGCCGACCUGGAGCACCCCGAGGUGGAGGAGGAGCAGCAGGCGCCCCUGCAGCCCGCAGGCCGCCACGGUGCCGCCGUCGAGGAUCCCCGCGCGCAGCAGCCACAGCCGCAGCAGCUGCAGCAGCAGCAGGAGGAGGAGGAGCGCGGGGAGAGCCUGGCGCGCUCAGCCAGCACCGAGAGCGGCUUCCACAACCACACGGACACGGCCGAGGGCGACGUGCUCGCAGCGGCCCGCGACGGCUACGACGCGGAGCGCGCGCACGACCCCGAGGAUGAGAGCGCCUACGCCGUGCAGUACCGGCCCGAGGCCGAGGAGUACACGGAGCAGGCGGAGGCCGAACACGCCGAGGCGGCGCACCGGCGCGCGCUGCCCAACCACCUGCACUUCCACUCGCUGGAGCACGAGGAGGCCAUGAACGCGGCCUACUCGGGCUACGUCUACACGCACCGGCUCUUCCACCGCGCCGAGGACGAGCCCUACGCCGAGCCCUACGCCGACUACGGCGGCCUCCAGGAGCACGUGUACGAGGAGAUCGGGGACGCGCCCGAGCUGGACGCGCGCGACGGCCUGCGGCUCUACGAGCAGGAGCGCGACGAGGCGGCCGCCUACCGCCAAGAGGCCCUGGGCGCGCGGCUGCACCACUACGACGAGCGCUCGGACGGCGAGUCCGACAGCCCCGAGAAGGAGGCCGAGUUCGCGCCCUACCCGCGCAUGGACAGUUACGAGCAGGAAGAGGACAUCGACCAGAUCGUGGCCGAAGUCAAGCAGAGCAUGAGUUCGCAGAGCCUCGACAAGGCGGCCGAAGACAUGCCCGAGGCGGAGCAGGACCUGGAGCGCGCCCCGACUCCAGGAGGAGGACACCCCGACAGCCCCGGGCUGCCAGCACCGGCGGGGCAGCAGCGGGUCAUGGGACCCCCGGGCGGCGGUGAGGCUGGGCAGCGGUACAGCAAGGAGAAGAGAGAUGCCAUCUCGCUGGCCAUCAAGGACAUCAAGGAGGCCAUCGAAGAAGUGAAAACCAGGACCAUCCGUUCGCCUUACACCCCCGACGAACCCAAAGAGCCCAUCUGGGUCAUGCGCCAGGACAUUAGCCCCACGAGGGAUUGUGACGACCAGAGGCCCAUGGAUGGAGAUUCUCCUUCUCCUGGCAGUUCCUCACCCCUGGGUGCUGAGUCAUCAAGCAUAGCCCUUCAUCCCGGUGACCCCACGGAAGCCUCCACAAACAAAGAGUCAAGAAAAAGCUUGGCUUCAUUCCCAACCUACGUUGAAGUUCCUGGACCUUGUGACCCUGAAGACUUGAUCGAUGGAAUUAUUUUUGCUGCCAAUUACCUUGGCUCCACUCAGCUGCUCUCAGACAAAACUCCCUCCAAAAAUGUGCGCAUGAUGCAAGCCCAGGAAGCAGUAAGCCGCAUCAAGCAGACGGCCCAGAAAUUAGCCAAAAGCAGGAAGAAGGCUCCUGAAGGCGAAUCUCAGCCGAUGACUGAGGUGGAUCUCUUCAUUUCAACCCAGAGGAUCAAAGUAUUGAAUGCAGAUACACAGGAGCCUAUGAUGGAUCACCCCCUGAGGACCAUCUCCUACAUCGCAGACAUCGGGAACAUAGUCGUGCUGAUGGCCCGCAGACGGAUGCCCCGCUCCAACUCCCAGGAGAACGUGGAGGCCUCGCACCCAUCCCAGGAUGGGAAAAGACAGUACAAGAUGAUCUGCCAUGUCUUUGAGUCCGAGGACGCCCAGCUGAUCGCACAGUCCAUAGGGCAGGCCUUCAGCGUGGCGUACCAGGAAUUCCUCAGGGCCAACGGGAUUAACCCGGAAGACCUCAGCCAGAAGGAGUACAGUGACCUGCUCAACACCCAGGACAUGUACAACGAUGACCUGAUCCACUUCUCCAAGUCGGAAAACUGCAAAGAUGUUUUCAUAGAGAAACAGAAAGGAGAAAUCCUGGGAGUUGUGAUUGUGGAGUCUGGCUGGGGAUCCAUUCUACCGACUGUGAUCAUUGCCAACAUGAUGCAUGGAGGCCCCGCAGAGAAAUCAGGAAAGCUGAACAUCGGGGACCAGAUCAUGUCCAUCAACGGCACCAGCCUGGUGGGCCUGCCUCUGUCCACCUGCCAGAGCAUUAUCAAGGGCUUAAAGAACCAGUCCCGAGUAAAGCUGAACAUUGUGAGGUGCCCUCCCGUGACCACAGUGCUAAUAAGGAGGCCGGACCUUCGCUACCAGCUGGGAUUCAGCGUCCAGAAUGGAAUUAUCUGCAGCCUCAUGAGAGGGGGAAUAGCCGAGAGAGGCGGGGUCCGCGUGGGACAUCGGAUCAUUGAGAUCAACGGCCAGAGUGUCGUAGCCACACCACAUGAGAAGAUCGUCCACAUCCUCUCCAAUGCUGUUGGGGAGAUCCACAUGAAGACGAUGCCAGCAGCCAUGUACAGACUGCUGACCGCCCAGGAGCAGCCCGUUUACAUCUGAGCCGCACCUCCACGGCGGCAUGCAUGGAGGACUCUCCUCACCGUGGUCGUGUUUUGUGUGCUGCAUCGCGUGUCCACUGAGACGUCCCCUCUCGUGCCCAGCAUUUGGUCUUACACAGGAAGAGAAGGGUCGGCAAGGGCCUCUUGGCUCUCUGUCUCUCUCCAGUUUGCUUUUUUCUGUUCCUUCCUUCAUACCAGGGAAGCUUUGUGUGUGCCCCCUUGAGGGUGGAGAACAGCUAAUGUCUAUCUACCUGGGAUCAUUGUGGAGGGCCUUUGGGGGCCCUAAGGGGGUUGUCACUGCCCAAGGGGGCAUCAUCCCUCCCCAAGAGGCACGUGCUUCCCUGAAGGAGCUCGCAGAGCAGUGCCUGCCCUCAGUUGCCGAUCUCCCGCCCCCCUGCCUCACUUGAUGGGAAGAUAGCGGUGACCGGGACGGCCCACAUCUUCAAGGAUGUUCACUGCCUACUGUAGAGUUCGGCCUCAUACAUCAUUUCAGCCCAGAAUCUCUGAGCCAGCUUUAAAUCUCUUCCAUAGUUCCUUUUAGUUUCCAUGUGUGUGCUAAUACAGGCCUAACUGCAGAGAAGAGAAGAUGUGACAGCCUAGACAAGGCUGCUGUAACACUGUAGAGAUGCUGGGAAGUCACAGGGCCUCUCAGGCUUCCAAGACUGGCCCAAGGUUACCAAUUAGAGAAUAACUCAAGGUUACCAAUUGGAGGAUGACCACAGGCAGGUACUAUUUUCCUGUAUUCUUGCACAAGCACUUACUACAUGUGUACAAUAUACACACACACACACACACACACACACACACACUCCCUGCACAGUGUCUCAUUUGCUCUCCACCUGCAUUGAGGUAGGCUGAAAAUCUAGCACAUAGUCUGGGGAACCCCCAGCACCCCUCUGGAAGAUCCCUUCUCGCAGCAGAAGGUUGACACAUGCAGAAAAUGGCCAGCCUUAUCCUGAGAAAGAGGCCCUCCUGGCUCAGGCCUGGCCCUCCAGAUCCCAAUUGGCUCAGAGUGCCCUCUAAGACUCCCCAACCCCACACACACACUGGAGGUUCUUGAGGGACAAACUGUGAUAUGGGUAACCUAGUGUCGUGCUUCCUGCCCCAAAGCUAAGGCAGCCUGGGUCCUUUCACAGCCACUCAUGAGGAUGUGACAUUUCAAAGGCUAGACUAGAUUAAGUCAUAAAUCAAGCAGACUUAAUGCUUGGUGUUGGCCCUAGGAAUCCCCAAAUGUGCUCUGGAAACAACAUCUACUGUCUUCUAGGUCUGGGAGUUUGUAGCUGGUGUGGAAGGCUUGAUGUUUCCAUCAGGUGCCUCAUGUUUUGAGUUAUGUCUCAGUCUAGUACAUGUGUUUUAAUAUUAUUCUGAGCCAGUUUCCACUUAUUCUUGGUCCAAAGAGCAGUUUGUUUUCUUGUGGGAUGUGGCUAGCUUUUGUUUUUGUUUUGUUUCAUUGAUGACCUCAGUAGAGACAGGGGAAGAAAAUCUAAUAUAUUUUGUAAUAUGAACAUAGCUCCUGUUCUCUGCAUCUGGGAUAUUUACGUUGUGUCUGUGGACAUGGCAGUUCAGGGAGCAGUGUUAGGGAGGAUGGAUUUACGGAGAGGAGGGUGGGGUCUGGGGGAGGGAGAGAUAUGAAUCUAACAAGAUGAAGAACAAGAGGCUCCAGCUAGGGAGGGAAACAGUCAUCCCCAUGAGUCGGGUGGGUAGGAUCAGGAAAGCCCGGUGCUCACAGGGAUCUGUGCUGGAGCCUUCGGUUUUGUUUUAGUACGAAAGUUCCAGCGAUGUGCGGCCACCAGCUGUCCAGAUAGCUGCCUGACAGGUGACAGGGCCGCUGCUGUUUGAGAGCUGUGUGGAAUUGGGACCCCAGGAGCCAGGCUAUCUGGACUUGUUUCUAAGGGUGUCCAACAGAAUGCUCCUGUGAGACCAAGCCCAAGGUCAAACCCCAGCCAAUGUGAAGACCAGGAACUAUGGCCCGGAUUUUCUUCACCCCUCCUGAAAUAACUAAUCUGUCAGGUAUCUAAUAAAAUCGCACGCUGAAAAGUGCAGGCCAUCUCUCCUCUGCCAGAGAGUGAUGGAUCAGACAAAAAGUGACAUUAUUGCUGCCAUUUCAGGCAUUUGGGAACCUUGGAAAGUCACUUGAGAGGCUUAUGCUUAUUAGACCCUGGGUGGCCACCAUGGGUGCAUGCCCAAGCACCUGUAAAGGAAGGCAGGGGGACAGCAGAGGCUGGCCUGGGACUGGUCAGGGACAGGCUCCACACACACAUCUCUCCCAGUAUAAUCCCCCCCAAAUAAUCACAGUGAAGUGUCUUCACCCAGGGAAAGAGGAAAGAGAAAAUACUUUCCGUUCUUGUGGGACAAGAACCCUGGAAGCUUUAAGAGGGGUUCAAAAGCUUUUCUUGUGAGCUCUUCUAGAAAACUAAUGGUUUAGCAUGAUUGUAAGAUUACCUAGUCUUUUGUGUUAAAGUGGUUCCUCCCACCCAGAGGGAAAGCAGUAGCAGCUCGAUCCAGGCCCAUGGCUGGAGCAUGCUCUUCCUCUGUUGGCGUCAGGCUGAGUGGUUAACCUGGGGUCGGGUCUUGUCUGGCAUCCUCACAUACAUAGUUACAUAUGUAAAUAUCUCUUCACCCCCAGUGAUGGGGCCGACUAUGGACAGAGCAGCCCUCCCCAAACUGCAAGGCACAGAGCCACUCUGCCCACUCGGUUGGGACACGACAGUGACUCAGGUUUGGGGACAGGCCCCCAGAUUCACCACCACCCCCAGUCCAGUGAGGCUGCACCACAUCCCACUCUGCCUUCUCCAGCAGGAGCCCUUCAGGGAGCCACCAUCAGCCUUGAGUUCACGAGAGGAAGAAAGCCCCACAGAUCAAUGGCUGGAGCCCACUGCCUGAGCGAUACCUUCCUCCCACACCACAGCAGGCUCCCGGGGGUAGAGCACACAGCAGGCCACCACCUCCCUGCGCACGGGUUUGCUGUCGGAACAUUGCCCAUCAACAUUGGCCUUCAGGGAGUCCAGAGUAACCUACUACCUCCCCCACUCUCCACCUCCUCCCUCCUGCAGCCCCAUCCACACCCACGCUCCCUAUCGCACACUGACGAAGACCCACCCACAGAGCCCUGCUCGGGUCUCUCCACCCACCGGGGUAGCUGUCACCAAUGUUUACAACCAAGGGCCACCUCUCGCUGAUGUUUCAACUCGCCGUCACAAGGCUUACCUGUUGGUUUGCGUUGCCCCUCUGUCCGCUCCUCCUUCCCUGGUUAGGGUCCACUUGAGCACACAACUCCGGUUUUAUUUUCUCUCCAUCAAGGCAGUGUAUGAUGACCAUGUGGGAAUGAAAUCUCUUGUACAUACUUAGCACAGCACCUGGGGUAUGCCCUAGCACCCCUGUUCUGUAACGGGGUGCAUUAGCGCUUACUGUAAAACAUUGGGAGAAGUAUAGUAUUGUAUUUGUAAUGAUAUCGUUCUUUGUAUACACGAAACUCAAUGAUCUCUAUAUAUAAAUAUAAAUAUAUAUAAAUAAAAUAUCUCUACACGUGAGCCUGGAAUGUGGACACUGCACACCCACUGAAUGUAUUUCCUCGGACAGUCUGGUCACCAGUCUUGACCCCUCCCCUCCCCUUCUUUGUGCCGUGGCCGCGGUCGUCUGGUUUGGGGCUGUGAUGUAUUUAAUGUGCUCUCUCCUUAUUUAACUGAACGCUAACGUCUGUAUAAGAAUUGCUGCAACAAUAAACAAGGACUUUGCCUCUCA
This is a messenger RNA of Peromyscus maniculatus bairdii (prairie deer mouse), 6534 nucleotides long. It is a transcript of the gene Apba1, whose product is annotated as amyloid beta precursor protein binding family A member 1. NCBI's taxonomy places the organism in Eukaryota, Metazoa, Chordata, Mammalia, Rodentia, Cricetidae. Gene Ontology annotation, biological process: chemical synaptic transmission. Gene Ontology annotation, molecular function: protein binding; amyloid-beta binding. Gene Ontology annotation, cellular component: dendritic spine; cytoplasm; plasma membrane. The record is from RefSeq and is a predicted model, not a curated record.